AAUUACGGUACCGGUAUCACAAUUGUACAGCCUAAUCAACACCAGAACUACUCCCCCUGGAUUUAGGUCAAUGGAUUUUCGUGGGAUUAACACUGAAGAAAUCAAAAUGGGCUUUUAGUGCUAUAAUGAUACGGAAGUUUUCUUUUUAAAGUGAUUAGAGACUUCAAUUAGGGCAGGUUAGGUGCAACCGUGGUCAACAGGUUAAUCAUGGCUUCCAGUAGCUUUACGCCCGGUAUGGGUUACAAAGCCAUCGACAAUUAUAAGGCUACGAACCAAUCGGAUGCCCUUCAUUUUGAAGAAGGACAGACCAUCGUAGGUUUGCACAUUUCUGAUGACAAUAAAUGGUUAUAUGGAGAAAUCGGCAACAAAAGAGGAUGGUUUCCAACUGAAAAAACUGUCAGAAUUCAAUCAGAGCAAACACCUAUCCUGCCUCCAAGAAACUUAAGAAAACAGGAGGAAUCUGCAAUAUACCUAGACCCCAAUGAAGUCAGCGUUCCAUUGAAGAAUGAACCAAGGCUGUUGGUUCGAACUGAUUCAGUGCUAUCUGGUAUUUCUAAUAUUUCUGACUUAACAGUUGAUGAUAGCAUACCACAACCGAAAACAGCUACAGAUUAUGCCAAUGCCGUUGAUGGCGCAUUAAAACAAUUGGAGCUACAGCAGCAGGUUGAUUUCCAAUCUACUGAUACAUAUGUAGAGAUAACAACUGGACCUAGUCUAAGGGGAAACCACAGUCAAACAUACAUAAACACUGAUGAGCCAUAUUACAUGAGGAUGUCUCCCAAACCUGGUGGAUUAAAUAGGCCUACUAGUUUCGACAAUAUACCUAUUCCUUCAAAGUCUGGAAAGUCUUUCAGGUCCUGCAAUAAAGUGAUUAACUAUGUUACAUAUCCUCGUGUUGAUCGAGGACACACUUCUACGCCACUGCGGGAUCUCAUGGAAUUCAGCUAUUGUGAUCAUUUCUGGUCUGACAAGGAAGGUGGAAAGUCUGGAUUUGAUGUUCUCCUUGAAAAGCAGCAACUUGGUCGUGAAAUGUUUCAACAAAUGUCAAAAGUCAUCAGAGAUAGAGCUGCUGUGGAGGAAACAUACGCAAAAUCAUUAUUGAGGAUUUCUAAAACAAAUCUUGGAAUGGACGAAGCAGGGACAUUAGGAGCUGUGUGGAGGGACAUAGUUCGGUCUGUUGAAGAAGAGGCAGAGGUUCAUCGCUUGUGGGCGUUUAGCCUGGUUGACAAAGGAAGAAAAGAGUUAAUGGCAUACGCCCAGAAAGUUCGGGAUGGUACAAGAAAGGCUACAGAACGUGUAACAAAAAAGAGGAAGCUUCUCCAAGGUAGAUACAACGCAAUAGAUAGGGCGAUGAAAAAAGUGUCCGAAAAAGAAGAAAAACUAAAAUCUAGCCGAACAAACGCUGCAAAGCAACGAGCCACAACUGAGUUUGAUCAAGCUGAGGAUGAAUUAAAUUCCACAAUAAAGUCUUACAACGAAGCCCAAGGGAAUUGGAUAUCAGAAAUGGUGAGGUCGUCUUUGGAAAUGGAGCGUUUUGAGGAGCAGCGUGUAGAAUUAAUGAAAACAAGUUUUGGUAUAUAUAUUAGCGACAGAAUAAAAGUUGCUGAACAGCUUGAUCGUAGUACCGAAUGGCUAGAUGGAAGAAUACAGACUAUAGAUCCAAGAUUGGAUAGAAAAGAGUUCGUACUCGCGUGUGGCACCGGCACGCUCAGACCAACCGAUUUCACAAUGGACGUUUGAGGAGACAACAUUGAAAAAUAAUGUAUUACUUCUAUGUAGACUUAUUUAUAGCCCUCUGAGUUAAGAAUUGAACUUAAAUGAUAUCUUAUUGAAUAAUAUUUAUGUAGGCCUGUUUCGGCCUCAGAGUUAGGAACUGGAUUUAAAUGAUAUCUUAUACAGUAUAUUAUGAUUCUCGAGACAAGAACAAGUAGUUUCAUGUAUUUUUAAUUAAUUUUAUUAACUCAAGACAAAACAUAGUAGGCCCUAUUUUUAAAAUUAAAAUAUAAUAAAAUUUUGUGUAAUUUUGUGUUAACUAUGGUAUUCUAUGGGAUUUUCUUUUUUAAGUUAAGAGUCCCCCUCUCGGCGGUACCAGUCCCCUGUCGGAGAAGAGCUGGCGCCACGACUGCAACCCAUACGCUCGCAAUCCUCACACAUACGGUAGCACUGCUCGCACUGAACAGUUUUUAAUCCCUAAAAUCUAACAGCUUAGUAGAUCAUGCUUGAAUUGUACUUUCGGUGCUCGAAAUUUGAUUUUUCCUGACGACCUUGCUGGAAAUUCCCCGACAGGAGGGUCCAAGUGGCGUCCAGAUACCCCGACAGGGACUCUUUGCCCCCCCCCCCCGUACCCACGCUAGCGUCGCCCCUGACUGAUAUGCUGCUGCUGACGAUGACAGAAGCGACAACUGUGGUGAUAUUGAUGAUGAUGAUGAUGAUUAGGUACCAGAUACAAAUAUUUAAUUGUAAUGUUAUAUUGUUAUGCUACUUUACCUUUUUGGUUGAUGAAUACCGAACUGUUUGUUUAAAAAAAUCCUGGAUUAUCAUUCCAUCUUUUUUAUUAGGUUUUUUUCUAAAAAAAAUGGUUAUAGAAAAGUAUUUGUUUUAUAUUGUAUUUCAAAGAAAAAAAAAUUGUGGAUUACUAGUAGGCAUAUAGAAUAAAGAAAGUGGUUUGGGCAUAGUCUG
This is a messenger RNA of Anneissia japonica, 2679 nucleotides long. RefSeq names its product growth arrest-specific protein 7-like. The transcript has 16 exons. The coding region runs from base 208 to 1740 and encodes 510 amino acids. The record is from RefSeq and is a predicted model, not a curated record. Gene Ontology annotation, biological process: actin filament polymerization; neuron projection morphogenesis. Gene Ontology annotation, molecular function: actin filament binding. Gene Ontology annotation, cellular component: cytoplasm; plasma membrane; actin filament. NCBI's taxonomy places the organism in Eukaryota, Metazoa, Echinodermata, Crinoidea, Comatulida, Comatulidae.